AUGAUCAUGGUGACAGUGAUGGUGGUGAUGGCUGUUGUUUUCCACGUGUCUAAGGGACCUUUCCUCGAAGAAUUCCUGCAGUGUGUCACCUACGGCUUCUACACAGCGGUGUGGCAGGAACAGCUGUACACGACCUUCAGUCUCGUGUGCAUGUUCAUUCUGCCGUUGUUCAUCCUCACUAUAACGUAUGCGUCGACGUUCAUCACUUUGCAAAAGAGCGAGCGUAUCUUCCGCAACGAAAGGACGACCUUAGGCAACACCUGCCCCGAGUUCAACCGAAGACGACUGCUGAGGAAGGCGAAGAUGAGGGCGCUGAGGAUCUCCGUGGUCAUCGUCCUCGCCUUCAUCAUCUGCUGGACGCCCUACUACAUCUCGAUGGUCAUCUACAUAUUCACGGACCCGACAGAACACCGAUUCAGUAUGAUUGCGUACUAUAGGAAGAUUUCCUUUGCCGAUACCGAGGCAGAAAAAUGCGGUCGCUGA
Penaeus indicus is the source of this 483-nucleotide messenger RNA. Its product is annotated as gonadotropin-releasing hormone receptor-like. Bases 1 to 483 code for a protein of 160 amino acids. The transcript is spliced from 4 exons. Gene Ontology annotation, cellular component: plasma membrane. Gene Ontology annotation, molecular function: G protein-coupled receptor activity; peptide binding. The record is from RefSeq and is a predicted model, not a curated record. NCBI's taxonomy places the organism in Eukaryota, Metazoa, Arthropoda, Malacostraca, Decapoda, Penaeidae. Gene Ontology annotation, biological process: cellular response to hormone stimulus; G protein-coupled receptor signaling pathway.